AUGGCAAAAUCCGUGGACAAUACUUUUAAUUUGAUUCUUCUGGAUGAACUCUUCGGUAAUAGCGUUGUACUGGCCAUCUCAUUGUAUUAUGUCAUGAUGUGUAUAAGCGUGCAGAAUGCGUACUAUCAAUGCAGUUGGUACCAAAUGCCGCUCAAUUUCAGGAAAUGCCUGCUAAUAUGUAUGAUUCGUGGUCAAGUUAUGUUCUAUUUAACAGCCGGAAGAUUUUAUAUAUUUUCUUUAAAUAGUUUUACAGAUCAUCAUAAAGAUUUAGAUCGUGCGGCCAAGAUGUUGUCUUGGAACAAACCGCUCAUGUCAACGCUAGGUCUUUGGCCUUUCCAAUCCAACGAUCUUAUCUUUUCGAUUAAUUUUGGCUACUUCAGUUUUCUUAUGAUUCUGGAGUAUCUGGACUUCUUUCUUUACAUUGGUGAUCUCGAACACGUGAUCAUGAAUUUGACAGAGAACAUGGCAUUUUCACAGAUACUUGUGCGAAUGAGUACGCUACGAUUAUAUAAUGAUAAAAUUGGUGAGGUCAUAUCGGAAGCCAUGAAAGAUUUUGAUGAGACAAAUUAUAAAACCGCCGAGGAGAUUAAAACAUUUGUCAGUUACUACGCUAAAGCAAAGAUCUUUUUUAAGCUGUUGGUGGCGUUUGUCGCGAUGACGGCUUCAUCAUAUUAUUUGACUCCGAUUCUUGUUAUUCUCGGAAAUGGAGGACUACCUGAAAUAGUGACCAAUGAAAACGUGACUCAAAUAAUUUACCUAUUACCUUAUCGUUUUCAUCUAUUUUACGCGGUUGAAAAUUUACGUACGUACACGAUUACAUACAUCUGGCAAUUGCCAUUUGUCUUCAUCAGUGCUUUUGGACAAACUACAGCUGACUGUAUUAUGGUUACUCUCGUCUUUCACAUUUGCGGUCAGAUGUCGGUUCUUGCUUUACGCAUUAACAAUAUAAAUACCGAAGUCCGUGAUUGCGGGCCUGAGAUGCGACAUGUGAUACUCAUGCAUGUACGAUUGUUACGAAUGGGAAAGAUAAUAGGAAAAGCAUUUAGCGCAACAUUGCUGGCACAUCUUUUAGGAGCUACAUCUCUCGUUUGCAUCCUUGGUUAUCAAAUUUUAACGAAUUUUAGUAAGGGUGAAGCAGGAGUACUUAUUCCACUUUUAAUAUUCCAAUUCUUAGUUCUGCUAAUACUUUAUGCUAAUUGUACUAUUGGCGAGAACCUUUUGACAGAGAGUGCUAAAGUAUGUGAAGCGUUUUAUAAUUGCCGUUGGUAUGAUAUGUCAAAGAAUAAUGCGCGAAUGCUAAUACUAUGCAUGGCAAGAUCGCAAAAACCGCUCUGCCUGAUAGCUGGAAAAUUCACAAUGUUUUGCCUCAGCACUUUAACUGACGUUUUAAAAACAUCCAUGGGAUAUUUAUCAGUAUUACGUUCUUUUUUAUAA
Cyphomyrmex costatus is the source of this 1434-nucleotide messenger RNA. Its product is annotated as odorant receptor 10a-like. Gene Ontology annotation, molecular function: olfactory receptor activity; odorant binding. NCBI's taxonomy places the organism in Eukaryota, Metazoa, Arthropoda, Insecta, Hymenoptera, Formicidae. The record is from RefSeq and is a predicted model, not a curated record. The transcript has 8 exons. Gene Ontology annotation, cellular component: plasma membrane. The coding region runs from base 1 to 1434 and encodes 477 amino acids. Gene Ontology annotation, biological process: detection of chemical stimulus involved in sensory perception of smell; sensory perception of smell.